AUGAUUCAGGGUUUUCAUCGCCAGCUAAACACCGCACUGUGGACCACAGAAGACGUAGGAAACUGGGCAGAUAACCUGGCCCUUGCACUCCUCGGCCUCCGCGCAGCUCUGAAGUUGGAUCUGGGCUGUGGCGCAGCUGAAUUGGUUUUCAGCACUACCCUCCGACUGACAGGCGAGAUGGUCAGUCCAAUCUCUCGUGUCACCGACGAGACCUCUGACAAUUUUGUGUACCGUCUGCAGCAAUUCAUGCGCUCGCGUUCCCCGGAUAUACCUCGAACUCCAAUGACUGAGUCUUAUUUCGAAAAAGACUUGGACAAGUGUACUCAUGUGUUCGUCCGGUGUGACCGUGUGCGCCAGCUGCUGGAAUCACCAUGUGAAGGACCGUUCCGCGUGCUCGCGCGCAACACCAAGACCUUCCGGAUUCUUCGCAGUGACAAGGAGGACGUGGUCAGUGUCGAUCGGGUCAAGGCUGCUGUUGCGGAGGAGCCGCCGGACCUGUCACAAGGACAAACAUGUGCUGACCCCCUAACCCCUGUUCCUCCAUCUUCACUAUCCCCUACUCGUUCACCCUGCCCACUGCCUUGCCUUUCACCUCCCUUGCCCUCUACCCCUCCGUCCCGCAUACUUCCUCUGCCUACAUGUCAACAGCAUCGAACUGCAACGCCAUCGUCCACCACAGCACACAGUCAACCCUCUUCGACUGUACCUCCUGCAUACAUAACUCGCAGUGGCCGUCACGUUCAUUUUCCCGAUCGUUUAGUUACCUAUUUUUUCUAG
This is a messenger RNA of Spirometra erinaceieuropaei, 777 nucleotides long. NCBI's taxonomy places the organism in Eukaryota, Metazoa, Platyhelminthes, Cestoda, Diphyllobothriidea, Diphyllobothriidae. The record is from the annotation of a GenBank genome assembly.